This is a messenger RNA of Prunus persica (peach), 1473 nucleotides long. Its product is annotated as protein DETOXIFICATION 16. Gene Ontology annotation, molecular function: antiporter activity; xenobiotic transmembrane transporter activity. Gene Ontology annotation, biological process: xenobiotic detoxification by transmembrane export across the plasma membrane. The coding region runs from base 1 to 1473 and encodes 490 amino acids. The record is from RefSeq and is a predicted model, not a curated record. Lineage: Eukaryota; Viridiplantae; Streptophyta; Magnoliopsida; Rosales; Rosaceae. Gene Ontology annotation, cellular component: membrane. The transcript has 8 exons.
AUGGAUUUCGAAGAACAAGCAGCUGGUCUCGAGUCAGCCUUGAUUCAAGUUCCCCAAGAACAAUCAUUACUAUCAAGAAAACAAGUACCGGUCAAAGAUGAGAUUGUGGAGGAAGUGAAGAAGCAGCUGUUGUUAGCAGGGCCACUUGUUGCAUCAAAUUUUUUGCUAUUUGGCAUGCAGCUUAUUUCAGUCAUGUAUGUUGGUCAUGUUGGAGAGCUGGCCCUCGCAGGUGCUUCCAUGGCCACUUCAUUUGCUUCGGUGACUGGUUUGAGCUUGACGAGAGGAAUGGGUAGCGCGUUAGACACGUUCUGUGGCCAGUCUUACGGAGCAAAACAGUAUCAUAUGCUUGGCAUACACAUGCAGAGGGCAAUGCUUGUUCUUCUUCUGGUAAACAUUCCCCUUGCAUUUGUAUGGGCCAAUACUGGCCACAUUCUUGAAUUCUUGGGUCAAGAUCCAGAAAUAUCAGCUGCUGCUGGCAACUAUGCUUGUUUCUUGAUACCUAGCCUUUUCACUUACGCAAUCCUAGAAUCGCAUGCCAGAUUCCUGCAAGCUCAAAACAAUGUGGUUCCUUUGAUUGUUAGCACAGGAGUUGCAACGCUUGUGCACUUGCUUAACUGUUGGGUUCUGGUAUACAAGACCAGCCUUGGAUACAGAGGCGCUGCUUUGGCAACCUCCGUCACGUAUUCAAUCAAUACAUUGUUAUUGGCUCUUUAUGUCAGAGUGUCUCCCUCUUGUAAGCUCACAUGGACUGGAUUCUCAAAGGAGGCCUUUCAUGGAAUUCCCAAUUUUUUAAAACUAUCAAUUCCUUCAGCUGUAAUGGUCAGCUUAGAAGUCUGGUCGUUCGAAAUGAUAGUGCUCUUAUCUGGUUUUCUUCCUAAUCCAAAGCUUGAAACCUCAGCCCUCUCAAUCAGCUUUAACACAUGUUUAAUGGUCUACAUGAUUCCUCUGGCUUUCAGUGGUACAGUAAGCACAAGAGUUUCAAAUCAAUUGGGAGCUGGGCAACCACGAAUGGUGUGUAUAGCAAUAUGCGUUGCACUAUCCAUUGUUGUUACUGAAGGCAUUGUGGCUGCUGCUGUCAUGAUAUUGGCUCGAAACGUUUGGGGUUACUGUUACAGCAGUGAAAAAGAGGUUGUGAAGUAUGUUGGAGAAAUGUUGAUUUUUGUCGCCCUAUCCCACUUUUUUGAUGGACCUCAAUCUGUUCUUUCAGGUGUCAUAAGAGGAAGUGGGCAGCAAAAGAUUGGGGUAUAUGUUAAUCUGGGAGCCUAUUAUCUUAUAGGAAUUCCUACUGCAGUCUUAUUAGCUUUUGUGCAGCACAUUGGAGGGAAGGGUCUUUGGAUUGGAAUUAUUAUGGCGCUAUUUGUGCAAGCACUAUCUCUUGCAAUCAUAGUCAUAUGCACAGAUUGGGAGAAAGAAGUGAAGAAAGCUUCUGAUAGCGUGUUCAACAGAGUGACCGUGGCUGAGUCGUCAAGCUGA